Meloidogyne enterolobii is the source of this 553-nucleotide messenger RNA. NCBI's taxonomy places the organism in Eukaryota, Metazoa, Nematoda, Chromadorea, Rhabditida, Meloidogynidae. The record is from the annotation of a GenBank genome assembly.
AUGGACAAGCUGCAGUACCUUGUGGAUCAGUUCGAGAAGCAGAAGGAAAAAGAACUCCUCGAGCGGGAAUACACGCCGGAACUGAAAAAGAAGGGACUUGCAGCUGUCGGGUCUUUCGAGGAGUGGAAAAAGAACAAGAACAUUGCGGCGACGUUCACCUUGAACGACGGGACAAGGACGGCGAUUGAAUACGAGCAGCCAAAGGUCAUCGAGAAGAUCGUCGAGGUCGAGAGGAUCAUCAUUGAGAAGCCUGAGGAGUGGACAAUCGAGGAGAACCCGACAAUUGAGGAGCAGGAGAGAUUGGCGGAGAUAAAGGCGGCGAAUAGAGGCGCUGUGGACGGUGUUGAGGUUCCAAUGUCUGAGGAGGAGCAGGAGGUUGAUGAGAGGUGGAUUCCGCCGUCGGAACCGAAUAAUAACCCGAAAGAGAUGGAUUGGUUGUGAUAAAUUUGUGUCACCAUAUAUUGUUCUCAUUGUAUGUAUUGUAUAUUUCUUGUUGUUUGUAUUGUAUUUGAAUUGUUGUAUUUAAUUGUAUUUUUGUGUAGAUAAAUUGUUG